UUGCAUGAACAAGAACAGAGGUGAGGCAUGCCAAGCAGCAGCGGGGCAUGGGUGGAGGGGCAGGCGUGACGCUGUUGAUGCCGUCAACACCAAAAAGCUAUCGUGAGCUCCGUCACACUAGCAAUCUCCACAUCCACCCAAUACCUACCAUUGGCGCUCCACCAAGUCACCUAUACACACCGCACUCUCACUAGAACCGCCUGUCAUGUCACCGCCUGCCAUCAUCGCGCCGUCGAUUCUUUCGGCAGACUUCGGAGCGUUGGGCAAGGCAUGUUCCGACACAAUCUCCCAAGGCGCCGACUGGCUUCACGUCGACAUCAUGGACGGCCAUUUCGUGCCCAACAUGACCUUUGGCGCGCCCGUCGUAACCAAGAUCCGCUCACACGUCGAUCGACCGACGACCGCACAUGGCAAGGGAACGUUUGACUGCCACAUGAUGAUUGCCGAGCCCAAGAGAUGGGUGCGCGACUUCAAAAAGGCUGGCUGCGACCUGUACUGCUUCCACUACGAAGCCGCCGUCUCGUCAACCGCUGCAGACUCGCCCAGUGGCGAGUCGGACCAGAAGACAUCCCCCAAGGAGCUGGUAAAGUUCAUCCAUAGCGAGGGCAUGCAGGCCGGCAUUGCCAUCAAGCCAAGCACACCGGUCGACGUACUGUGGGAGAUACUAGAGAACCCAAACAAGGACGAGGUUCCUGAUAUGGUUUUAGUUAUGACUGUAGAACCUGGCUUCGGUGGACAGUCUUUCAUGGCAUCCGAGCUGCCCAAGGUAACCGCCCUUCGCCAAAAGUACCCAGAGAUGCACAUCGAGGUCGACGGAGGCCUGAGCGAAAAGACUAUCGAUCAAGCCGCCGAUGCCGGCGCUAAUGUCAUUGUUGCUGGCAGUGCUGUUUUCGGUGCUUCAGACCCUGGCGACGUGAUCAAGAAGCUCAGGGAGGCAGUCGAUGGCAGGAGAGGAAAACUAUAGAAAUGCCAAUGAUCCGGACCAAUGGUAAAUGCUGACGAUGAAUGUGGAUGAGCGUAUGUACAAAUAGAAGUAUUAGAAGCUUACGAUAUAGGUGUAGAAAAAAUAGACGACAGCUGAGAGCGGGAAAUGGAUACUCAUCUGGCGCGAAAUGCCGAGUGAACAAGCGGUGUUCAGCCAUAUCGAGUGGAAGUUCGCAUCAUAUCUGCACAACUGCUGACAUGCGUCGUCGCGAUGUUACACAACAUACCGGCUAAGUUCUACGC
Molecule: messenger RNA, 1227 nt
Organism: Alternaria alternata
Lineage: Eukaryota; Fungi; Ascomycota; Dothideomycetes; Pleosporales; Pleosporaceae
Product: Ribulose-phosphate 3-epimerase
Exons: 3
Coding region: 206-964 (252 amino acids)
Biological process (GO): pentose-phosphate shunt, non-oxidative branch; pentose-phosphate shunt; carbohydrate metabolic process
Cellular component (GO): cytosol
Molecular function (GO): metal ion binding; D-ribulose-phosphate 3-epimerase activity
Source: RefSeq, a predicted model, not a curated record